UCGGCGGCUCUCUUUCUCUCGUCUCCCCUUUCCCACCACCCGUCGCCGUCCUCGCGCAGCGGCGCCGCCUCCGCCGAUCACCGUCGUCUGUCCCCGCGUAUUUUCCUUCCCCGCAGACCCGCGGGACUCGUGCGAUUGGGCGCCGCGCCCCAUCGAGAGUGCCCCCAUCGCGUCUUUUCCCCCGAGAAACCUAUUUAUACUCUUGAAGUGGCACCGCUUCCGACACGUCUCCCGGGGAAAUGCCUCGAAAAGUUAAUUAUGGACUUGACUAUGAUGAUGACUAUGAUACUUAUAAUGACUAUGAUGAUUAUCAAUAUGAACAUGAAGUAGAAGAAGAUGGCUAUGACUAUGAUCAUAAUGUGAAAGGAGAUUACAUCACAUCUCACCCUGAUAAAACUGCUAGCGAGCCAGGAAUGUGGCAAUGCUCAAUUUGCUCAUAUGAUAACGAUGAGACUUCGUUUUGUUGCGACAUUUGUGGAGCUAUUCAAGUUUAUGCUUCCAAUUAUGGCAAAGAAAAAGUACACGGUGCAAGCAGAGAUUCAGGAGCACCCGUGAUGGCCAUGUCCCAUGCACAACUAUCUACUUUAACACCCAAAAGCAAUAUUCUGCCUGAUGACUUUCAGAACAAAGAGGCCAGUUUGUAUGAGAAAGUUGACAUAGUAAAGCCAGCAUCCAGCAGGGCGAAAUCCAACAAGGGAAAGGAGGUUAAAGUUUUAUAUCCACCAGAUAAUAAAAUACUUGUGUCAUCUGCUAAACUAUCAAAUACCAGUUGUCUCGAUGAAAGCGAGAGUAGUCAGAGCAGUUCUUCCAGGGAAAAUGUGGAUACAUCAACAACAUUGAGCAGAAAUCUUGCACGGGUGAAGUUGGAUAAAAAUCCUUUUCAUAGCAGCAAAGUUAAUUCAGAACCUCAGUACAAACCAGAGGAAUGGAUGUUGCUGGACAAAGAACAAGGAACUCUGAAGCAGUUAAAUCUUGCAAUAGUUGGUCAUGUGGAUUCUGGAAAAUCAACAUUAUCUGGGAGGUUGCUACAUCUUUUGGGAAAAGUAUCGAAGAAAGAAAUGCACAAAUAUGAGAAAGAGGCUAAAGAAAAGGGUAAAGGUUCAUUUGCUUUUGCAUGGGCAAUGGAUGAAAGCUCUGAAGAGAGAGAAAGGGGCAUAACUAUGACAGUUGCUGUUGCCUAUUUUGACUCCAAGAAGUUUCGUGUUGUUUUACUUGACUCUCCUGGCCACAAAGAUUUUGUGCCAAAUAUGAUCUCAGGUGCUACACAAGCUGAUGCAGCUAUUCUUGUUGUUGAUGCAUCCAUUGGCUCCUUUGAGGCAGGUAUGGACGGUCAUGGUAUUGGGCAGACAAAGGAGCAUGCUCAACUUGUCAGAAGUUUUGGUGUUGAGCAAAUCAUUGUCGCUAUAAAUAAGAUGGAUGCUGUGGGAUACUCAAAGGAAAGAUAUGAUUUUAUAAAAUCGAAACUUGGUUCAUUCCUUCAUUCCUGUGGAUUUAAGGAUUCAUCAAUCAUUUGGAUUCCUCUUAGUGUUGUGGAAAACCAAAAUUUGGUUACAGCCACUUCUGAUGUUCGCUUAUCUUCCUGGUAUCAUGGUUUAUGUCUGUUGGAUGCAAUAGAUUCGUUAGAGACACCUUUAAGGGAUCUUUCAAAGCCACUUAUUCUUCCUAUAUGUGAUGUCAUCAAGACAUCAAUGGGACAGGUUGCAGCCUGUGGAAAGUUGGAGACUGGAGCUCUUCGAAUUGGUUCAAAGGUUUUAGUUAUGCCACUUGGUGAAUUAGCUACGGUACGGUCCAUCGAGCGAGACUCGAUCAACUGCAAUUUGGCAAGAGCUGGUGACCAUGUAGCUGUUACCUUACAAGGCAUCCAGUCCAGUCAUGUUAUGCCUGGUGGGGUGCUCUGUCACCCUGAUUAUGCAGUGCCUGUGGCUACAUAUUUGGAGCUAAGGAUCCUUGUCUUGGACAUUACGACACCAAUUCUAACUGGAUCCCAGGUUGAAUUUCAUAUACAUCAUGCAAAAGAGGCUGGAAGAGUGGUGAAGAUGGUAGCACUGCUGGACCAGAAGACUGGAAAGGUCUCUAAAACCACACCACGCGUCCUCAAAGCAAAACAAAGUGCUAUCAUAGAGGUCAAAUUGAAUGGAGCAGUAUGUGUGGAGGAGUUCUCGAAAUGUCGAGCCCUUGGAAGGGUAUUCCUACGGUCUUCAGGAACUACAAUUGCUGUUGGUAUUGUGACCCGUGUACUCAAGCAUGAAUAGGAUCUCUUCCGGACAAAGCGGACGCCUAGAGAUGCCGGCAUUAGAAGAUUUUGGUAGCCAACCUUCAUUUGGUUUGUUAAGUAAUUUGUACAUUAUCGAACAAUGUACCACUUGAUGAGCUAUUUAUUUAUGUUCGGGAGCAAUUAUAUUUUUUGUCCAUUUAUAAUCGUUAUGAAUAUUCAAUAAAUACUAAUCCUGCAAUUAUGACCAUUUUGAAUGGAUAUUGAUAAGAACUGGAUGUAUCUC
Messenger RNA from Musa acuminata subsp. malaccensis (wild Malaysian banana), 2498 nucleotides. RefSeq lists its product as uncharacterized. Gene Ontology annotation, molecular function: GTP binding; GTPase activity. Gene Ontology annotation, biological process: translation. Lineage: Eukaryota; Viridiplantae; Streptophyta; Magnoliopsida; Zingiberales; Musaceae. The record is from RefSeq and is a predicted model, not a curated record.